AAAUGCAUUUGAUUUUCUCUUUAUUUUGGACAACAUCGUAUGUAAUGUUUUAGUUGGGUUGGAGCAUCUGACACGCAUGGGUUAUUACGAGUUGAGAUAAUAUUAUGUGGCCAGGAACGACGCACGAAACGUGCUAGUCUUUCUUCUUCUUCUUCUUCCUUUGAGUUCGAGCUACCCUCUUGAGUCCUAUUUGAAGCCAUGGCGUUGGUGAAUCCAUUUCUGUCUCCAACACGAACUUCCCUACCUCUGCGUGUUUCUGCGCCACCAAAACAAGUACUACGUUGGACUCUCUGCUCCCACUCUUCCAAACCAUCGUCAAGAUCCAAGCACACCAAGUCUUCCGCCACCGCAGACAUCAAAGCCGCGGCUUUAGUUGACGGAGAAGCAGAUCACGCAGUUCUCGUGGGCCCCACCAGCGAGGAGGACCGAAAAGGGGACUACGACUGGACACAGGAAUGGUACCCUUUGUACCUCUCUCAGAAUGUUCCGGAAGAUGCACCUUUGGGUCUCAAAGUGUUUGAUAAACAGCUCGUGUUGUUCAAGGACGGCAAUGGCCACUUUCUCUGUUACGAAGAUCGCUGCCCCCACAGGUUAGCUAAACUAUCUGAGGGACAGUUGAUUGAUGGAAGGCUUGAGUGUCUAUACCAUGGAUGGCAAUUUGAAGGGGAGGGCAAAUGUGUGAAGAUACCUCAGCUUCCAGCUGACGCCAAAAUACCUAGGUCGGCUUGUGUUAGAACAUAUGAAGUGAGGGACUCUCAAGGUGUUAUAUGGGUGUGGAUGUCCCGGAAGACACAUCCAAAUGAUAGCAAACUACCUUGGUUUGAGAACUUUGCAAGGCCGGGGUUUCAAGAUGUGUCAACAACUCAUGAACUCCCUUAUGAUCACUCUAUUCUUCUGGAGAACCUGAUGGAUCCUGCUCAUAUCCCAAUCUCGCAUGACAGAACAGAUUGGACUGCCAAAAGGGAGGACGCUCAGCCGCUGUGUUUUGAGGUGACAGAACGAACUGAUAGAGGGUUUGCAGGUUGGUGGGGCAGAGAGAAAGAUGGGUCUAUGCCUAACUUCUUGCGGUUUGAUGCUCCUUGUGUUCUGCAAAACAAUAGGGAAAUUGUUGAUAAGAAUGGUGAAAAGAACUACUUCACUGGCCUGUUCCUUUGCACACCAACUGGGCAAGGGAAAUCCCUGCUCAUAGUGAGGUUUGGAGGAACGAAAAGAUCUCCACUGGCAAAACUGUUUCCUAAGUGGUACUUCCAUCAGAAUGCAAGCAAGGUGUUUGAGCAAGACAUGGGAUUCUUGUCAUCCCAAAAUGAAAUUCUCUUGAAAGAGAAGGUUCCAACAAAGGAACUAUACUUGAAUCUGAAAUCAUCAGACACAUGGGUUGCAGAAUACCGGAAGUGGAUGGACAAAGUGGGGCAUGGGAUGCCGUACCAUUUUGGUCACAGCACUAUCUCUUUGCCCAAAGAGCCUGCUGUGGUUGAACAUGCACCUGCUGGACUGGUUGCAGGAUUAUCAGCUUCCUCACCUGCCAAGGGGGGCAUUGGAACUAUGCAUGCUCCUAAUUUAGCCAACAGAUACUUUAGGCAUGUGAUACAUUGCAAAUCAUGUAGAACCGUCGUCAAAGCUUUCCAAACUUGGAAAAAUGCUCUUACAGCUGUGGCCGUUGCAUUAAUUGCAAUGGCAGUUCUGGUGUCUGGGAGACAAUGGAAGGCCCUUCUCUUGGCAUCAGCCUCCCUGUGCUCUAUUGGAGUCUAUGCUUGUUCAACAGCCAUUGCAAUGAAUACAACAAACUUUAUUAGGACACAUAGGAGAUUGUGAGUGACAAAGUUGUAAAAUAGUUGUUAAAAUGAAUAUUUAUAGUAGUUUGUUUAAUGAAUGACUACUGAGUUAUUACA
Molecule: messenger RNA, 1889 nt
Organism: Cajanus cajan (pigeon pea)
Lineage: Eukaryota; Viridiplantae; Streptophyta; Magnoliopsida; Fabales; Fabaceae
Gene: TIC55-II
Product: translocon at the inner envelope membrane of chloroplasts 55-II
Biological process (GO): protein targeting to chloroplast
Cellular component (GO): chloroplast; cytoplasm
Molecular function (GO): chlorophyllide a oxygenase activity; 2 iron, 2 sulfur cluster binding
Source: RefSeq, a predicted model, not a curated record